This is a messenger RNA of Brachypodium distachyon (stiff brome), 2784 nucleotides long. RefSeq names its product rust resistance kinase Lr10. Lineage: Eukaryota; Viridiplantae; Streptophyta; Magnoliopsida; Poales; Poaceae. Gene Ontology annotation, molecular function: polysaccharide binding; protein kinase activity; ATP binding. The record is from RefSeq and is a predicted model, not a curated record. Gene Ontology annotation, biological process: protein phosphorylation.
CAAGUGCGAAGACCAACCAACCUUUGUACUGAGGAGAAUUUAACUGUGAAUGCAACCUCCUGCAGCGUUCGUUCUAGUGGUCCACUGUGGAAAUGCAGAGCAACCUGUGACUAAGGGCACUCCCAAUGCAUCAUAUCUUAAGUUGCUGCAAGUCUCUCUACUUUGACUGGUUCCUCAUGCGGGAGUGUGGUUGGCAGCAGUUCCCUGGUUUUCCUCUUGUGUUUGACCAAGCCAAGCCAAUCCAUCUUCGGGUGGCAACCAUUAGCAACCAGCUCCUAAGGGCAUCUCCAACAGCAGGUCCUAGUCCUAUGUGGAGGAGUGAUAGAUAGAAAUAGACAGUACUAUUUAUUUGCAGAAGAGAAUAAAAGGAGAAAGAGGAGAGAGAAGCCAUGAGAUGAAAAUUAGUACUCUGUAACAGCUUGCUACUGAGGAUGCCCUAACUCCGGCUGCGUCUGCCUUUACUGUGAUCUGUGAACCAAAUGACCUACCAAGGCGGUCUGUGGUGAAAUUCAUCUCUCUACUACCAUGCAACUGUUAAUCAUCUUUGUUGUGCUUACAGUACUGGUGGGAGAUGUCCAGGGACGACAUCCGUGAUCCUUUCUCCUGUGGACAUCUCCGAAACGUGUCGCACCCGUUCCGCCGGCGGGACGAUCCGCACAGGUGUGGUGUUCAAUCCUAUGAGCUGGUUUGCACCGAGAGCAAGGCUAGAAUUCAGAUCAACACAGGGACAUACUUUGUCACCGAGAUCAACUAUACCGAUUCAUCUUUCUGGGUCGUAGAUGCCAACUUGGACAUGAACAGCAGCUGCCCUCUUCCUCGCUCGGAUCAGUUUCCUUACUUCAAUGGGGUCCAAGGUUCACACGAGAGACGCGAAUUGGCCCCUGGUGAAACAGUUAUCAGGGCUAGCUUAGUGAACUGUUCGCGGGCACAGACUCCGUACUACUCACCGGUAGCUUGCCUGAGCAGCAAAAAUUCUUUCGUUUAUCUGCUGAUUGACAGUGUGUAUGUCGAAAACUUGGAGCCUUCUUGUGGAUACUUGGCCAUGUUUCUUUUGGGUGGUCGGGGAAACUAUUAUGAUUUCAGUCAUUAUGCAGAUUUCCUAAAAUACCUGAGGGGUGGAUUCUCUGUUCAAUUCCCUGAGACAGAAACUCCAUUGAAUUAUAUUCAGUACAUCAACCGCUGCAUCGACUGGUCGAUUCAUGACCCCAAUAGACAGCCAGUGUUUAGUACAGGCGUCAGCAUCAAGAAUAGAACUGAGGACAUCCUUUUUAUUGACUUCCGUUUCUGGGCAUGUAUAUUUGGUGUAAAGAGACCAUAUAACGACAUACUUCUCUAUAUCAAGGACAUGAUUCGUUUCGAUCCCUCACUUUAUCAUAAGUUGCCCCCAAUACUUGCUAUGUGGAUUGUGAAGUGGAUUGCUGUACUAUGCAGGUUUGUGUUGGCACCGCUGAUGGUACUGCUAUUCCUUGCCCACAAGUAUUGGAAAACAAGAAUUACAAUCGACGCAGUUGAGAAGUUCCUCCGGAUGCAACAAAUGAUCGGCCCAACAAGGUACACCUACACAGACAUUGUUGCUGUCACAAGCCAUUUCAGAGAUAAAUUGGGCCAAGGUGGCUAUGGUUCCGUGUUCAAGGGCGUGCUGCACCCAGGUGAUGUACAUGUGGCAGUCAAGAUGCUAGACAGUAAAUCCAACUGCAAUGGAGAAGAUUUCAUCAGUGAGGUCUCCACCAUUGGCAGGAUCCACCACGUCAAUGUCGUGUGUCUGAUCGGGUUCUGCUCAGAGGAAAUGAGGAGGGCGCUUGUCUACGAGUACAUGCCUCAUGGUUCUCUGGACAAGUACAUCUUCUCGGCCGAGAAGAGCUUCUCCUGGGACAAGCUCAAUGAGAUUGCCCUGGGCAUCGCCAGGGGGAUCAACUACCUGCAUCAGGGGUGCGAGAUGCAGAUUGUACACUUUGACAUCAAGCCGCACAACAUCCUUCUUGACAGCAAUUUUGUCCCAAAGGUCGCGGAUUUCGGUCUUGCCAAGCUAUACCCAAGGGACAACAGUUUUGUACCAUUGAGUGCCCUACGGGGAACUAUUGGGUACAUAGCUCCUGAGAUGAUAUCCCGGAGCUUCGGUGCCAUAUCCAGCAAGUCUGAUGUCUACAGCUUCGGGAUGCUGCUACUGGAGAUGGCUGGAGGAAGAAGGAAUGUUGAUGCAAAUGCAGUGAACUCAAGCCAGUCUUACUAUCCAUCAUGGGUGUAUGACCAGCUAACCAGACAGGAGGAACUGGGUGAGAUAUCUGUUUCUGUUGCAGAAAUGCAUGAGUUGGAGAGGAAGCUAUGCAUCGUUGGUCUAUGGUGCAUCCAGAUGAGGUCCCAAGAUCGCCCGACAAUGAGCGAGGUCAUAGAGAUGCUGGAAGGCAGUGUCGGUGGCCUGCAAAUGCCUUCUAGGCCAUUCUUCUGUGACGAGGGGCAUAUUCAUAUCGAGGACUCUUACCAUUUCUCGUCAGAACUGACUGCAGUCUCUGAGGAGGAAGACGAGUGAAAUUUAUGUGCCAUUGUUGUUAUGGAAUAUAUAUGGUGUGAUUUUCCUGCCAUGCUUUGUCUUUUGAAUGUUUGUUAGAAAUCCGAACCUUAUUGUGUAUCAGAAUGUGAAAUGUCAUGUGCUCCUAUCCUUAGGAUGCUCUGCCACUACUAAAGAAAGUUGUAUAUAACAGAGAACGAGUAACCUACUUUUGUAACAUUCUUGGACCAACAAUUACUCACUUGAACGUUCUUGUUCAAAAUAUGAACAUUUACAUA